AGAAGAUACAUUGUAGAAAUGGGAGGGGUUUAACCAUCAUUAUGACUUUGUGGCUGUGGUAACGACCCCCAUCAGGAGCCAUUUUGUACACAGAUCACUAACAUACAUCACUAACAUAUAUCACUAAUAUACAUCACUAACAUACAUGUAAACUCCGAUCUCUCGGCAAGUCUAGCAGAGCGCAAACCUGGAUUAUCUAUUAGCUAGACUACAUUUCAAACGGAAUCAGGACCAAAACUCCGGAAAUUGUGAAUGUACUAGUGCACACUGGUUACUGAACAGUUUUGUCUUUCUCUAACCGUCCCGCUACCGCAUUACCGGGGCUACCCACGGACACGCUGUGGCUACAUGGACCGGAGAAGCCAGCGGUUAUUGAGUCUUGUGAUGUCGGGACGAUCUCCGGUGUAAAUGUUCGCGACGGGAAAAGGAGAAAGUCUUCCCUGUUUUCUUUCAGUACGAGAACAUCAUGGCUUUUUCCUGGCUGACUUGUUCACUUCUCCUGGGAACUUUGUGUGCAGGCUGGGGCCAUGGCGAUGUGGAGACCAGAGAUUGUGUGUACUACAAUGAUAACUGGCGUACAGAGCGUACCAACCAGAGUGGUGUGGAGAGGUGUGAGGGGGAGAAGGAUAAACGACUACACUGCUACUCCUCCUGGCUCAACGUCUCAGGAACCAUCAAACUGGUGAAGAAAGGCUGCUGGCUGGACGACUUCAACUGCUAUGCCAGACAGGAGUGUGUGUCCAUGGAAGAGAACCCCCAGGUGUUCUUCUGCUGCUGUGAAGGGAACUACUGCAAUGAGAGGUUCACACACCUGCCUGACCUCGUCGCCGCCGGCAACAGAGUGAAAAUCCGCCCCCCUCCCAGAGUGCCGUCUCUGUUGAAUAGCCUGGUGUACGCUCUGCUAUCUCUGUGUGUUCUGUCUCUGACCCUGCUACUGGCCCUGUGGAUGUACCGACAGCGCAAACCACCCUACGGACAUGUUGACCUCCUUGAGGACCCUCGGCAAACCCCUCCAUCUCCCGUGGUGGGGCUGAAGCCUCUGCAGUUACUGGAGGUGAAAGCUAGGGGGCGCUUCGGCUGUGUGUGGAAGGCUCAGCUGAUGAGUGAAUACGUGGCUGUAAAGGUCUUCCCUGUUCAGGACAAGCAGUCGUGGCAGAAUGAGAAAGAUAUCUUCCUGACUCCUGGUAUGAGACAUGAGAACCUGCUUCGUUACAUCGCUGCAGAGAAACACAGCAGCAACAUGGAGACUGAGCUCUGGCUCAUCAUGGAGUUCCACGAACGGGGUUCGUUGACUGACCAUCUGAAGGACAGUACGGUGACCUGGUCUGAAAUGUGUCAUAUUGCUGAGACUAUGUCCCGUGGUCUGGCUUACCUCCAUGAAGACACACCCAUCUACAAGGGAGAAGGCCCCAAACCCACCAUCGCACACAGGGACUUCAAGAGUAAGAACGUGAUGUUGAGACAUGAUCUGACAGCCAUCAUCGGAGACUUUGGUCUGGCGGUCCGGUUUGAGCCGGGGAAACCUCCAGGAGACACCCACGGACAGGUGGGUACGUGGCGUUACAUGGCCCCUGAGGUUCUAGAAGGGGCUAUAAACUUCCAGAGAGACUCCUUCCUGAGGAUAGAUAUGUAUGCUAUGGGGCUGGUGCUGUGGGAACUGGUGUCACGAUGCAUCGCCACAGACGAUACCGUAGGGGAGUUCAUGCUGCCGUUUGAGGAGGAGAUUGGCCAACACACGUCUCUACAGGAACUGCAGGAUGUGGUCGUUCACAAGAAGAUGAGACCGGUCUUCAAGGACACCUGGCUCAAACACCCGGGUCUGUCUCAGUUGUGUGAGACUAUAGAGGAGUGUUGGGACCAUGACGCCGAGGCUCGUCUCUCCGCCGGCUGUGUUGAGGAACGCAUCUCCCAGAUCACCAGGACAACCGUCGGCGCUACCUCAGACUGCCCAGUUGCCGUAGUAAUGUCGGUAACCGACGACGAUGACCUACCUCCCAAAGAGUCCAGCACCUGAGUUCUGUGUUACUGUGACGUCAGAGCAGUGACGUCAUCACGGAAGCGGAACGAUGCUCCAGCCUAAACUCUUAAACAACUUGAAUACAGCUGCUAUUUUUAUAAUCUUAAUAUUGGUAUUAUUGUUUUUAAGACUUUUUUUAUGUUAUUUUGGAUCAAGUCUUCUCUUCCAACCGUCUUCUGUAGUUUUCACUGAGAAAAGAAUAUGACAGAAAUAAGCUAUAUGUUGGGCAAGACCUCUCAAAGACCUCUCUAAGAUAUUAACUUGUUAAAUCUUCUAUUCAGUCAAUACCUCAUGUUGUAUUUAGUGGGUUUGAUUAUUACCUCAUUCUGUCGUCUGGUCAAGAUGGCGGCCAGCCAAAGAAAGCUAACCGUAUUCCAAACCUCUGACGUGACGAUGCACAACACACAGUCUGGACGAUGGACAGUAUGUAUACAUACACACACACAUACAUCCCGGACUAUACACACACACACACACACACACACACACAUACAUCCCGGACUAUACACACACAUACAUCCCGGAUUAUACACACUCAUACACACACAGCCCAGACGAUAGACCGUGUGUAUAUAUACACACACACACACACACACGGCCCAGACGUUAGCUUACACACUGUAGAUCCACAGGACUCAUGUCCGAUGAACCACGAGACUGUUCCAACGUAUUUAUCUUCCUCGGGAUGAAACGUUGCUCUUUACUCAGAGUUCUGUCUUCCGUCUUUGUUUGGCUACGAACGCCUUUUGAAAUAACGAUACAGACAUCUGAACCAACCCUCCAUAUAGCCUCUCGAUCAUUGCUAUUCUGGAUCCUUGGGACGUCCCUACUCUAAACCCAGGGCCUAACAGUAGAGUAGAGCAGCGUUUACAGUUAACAGGGGGGCAAGAGGACCAGACGCUACGCAGGAGUAGCAUUGGACGAACGGACUUGGAAAGGAUUAGGACAAAAAUACACUUCUGGUUUUGGAUUAGAAUUACUACAUCUCAGGAUUCCAGCCUUUUGGAAAAAUGUUCUACACAUGUAGAGAAGCCAAGCUAUCAGGGUUUCAUUGGACACACCUUUUACCUGACAUUUACUAAAUUAAAUCUGAAAUUUAAAUGUUAUACAUUCUGGAUGUAACUUUUCUUUGUGCGUAUGUGUUUUGUGUGUGUGUGCUUGUGGAAUAGACUGAGAGGAGUAUUUUUGUAUUUUUUUUGUCUGAACAGCAGUUGAAGCUGUGAAUAAGUAUUUGUUAUUGAAGGGCCAUGCUUGAGUUGGUUACAAGUCUCUGUUUUUUUUUUCUUCCUCUCUGUCUGCUCAGUUAGACCAGUUUCACAAAGCUAUGAUUUCCAUUCUUUUAAUUUGGAAACAAAUUGUCUGACUUGUGAGACUACGUUUCAGUUACCUCAGAAACAUGUAUGUUAUUCAGAUACCUCAGCAACCUGUAUGUCAUGCAAGGAAAAACUAAACUCAGUGGCCUUUAUUUCAGUUGCAUACCAGACUAGCCUGGUUCCAGAUCUGUUUGUGCUUCCUUGCCAACUCCUAUGGUCAUAACAACACAAACACACCUGGAACCAGGCUAAUAUGACCAGACUAUAACAAACUAGUGAAUAUCCACACAAUGCUGUUGAUACUCACUACCAGGGUUGGGAUCCAGGGGCGGACUGGCAAUCUGGCAUUUCGGGCAAAUUCCAUAUGGGCUGGUCCAUUUUUAGCCCAGUGGGCCUGUCUAACUUGUUGUUUUAUUGAGCAAAAAUGAUAAUUAUCUGGUUAAUAAUGGGGCCUAAUGGGCCGGUGUGGUGGUCUUGAAGUGGAAGUCUACGCAGGAUUGAUGAAUUAAUCCCGCCAUACAGCACCCGCUUACACAACCGCUGGCUUUCUGUCCCGACUCCUACCCACUACCGCAAGAACUGGUCCCGUACCCAACGGCAAGAACUGGUCCCGAACCCAACCGCAGUCCCGCAAUGGGACUUUAGGCGUAUGUGACGAAGCAGCUCACUUGCCAGCAAUGGUUCGAAGUAAUUUUGCACCCUGUAGGCAAUAGCAAAAUGCGCAAAAAUAAUCAAAGAAAUAAGUUAAAUUACCAGACAUUCUCACGUGGCCCAUUUUUAUAUUAGGCUAUUGGUAUUACUGCGAUAUAUCAGCCAAUAGACCUAGACGUAGUUUGAAGAGAGCAGUGUUGGAGAGACUGGCACUUUGUCCCGUUUUAUAAGCGUACCCUGGGACCUGCGGGUCCCGACAGAGAUCAUUGCCUGCGUGGUCAGCAUUUUUCAUGCUGCAGUUGGGUGCAGCCCUUUUACCUUGAGGGGAAAAAUGGUCUGGUUUUGGGCCUUCAAGCAUCAAAAAAAUUGCCUUGGUGGGGGCCGCAAGGAAAAUAAUGGGCUGGUGUGGGGGCCUCCAUGGAAUAAAAUAGUCCAGUGUUUGAAAUGCCAGGGCUGAUUUCUGGUCCCAGUCCGCCCAUGUUAGGAUGAAUUCCAUUUAAAUUCCUAUCAGUUCAGAUUGGAAUUUCCAAUGGCAAAUUUUCCUAAUUAAAAAGCAUUGAAGAGAAAUGGAAUUUCAUUGUACUUCCUGAAAUGGAAUUGACCCCUACCGUGCUCAUUACUCAAGGGUCCUCAACGAUAGAUAAUGUUGAUGACGUCAUGUAUUCUCUGUUCUGUGUUGUUUUUUUAAAACUGACAACUCUCUGUGAAUGUACUGUAAGUGAAGCUCAUUGUAAUAAUAAGGUGUCUUUUAUGUUAGUUCUCAACUGUUUACUCUCUGACAUCACAUAUACCUCAGGCUUUUAUACAGAUUAAUUAAUAUCUCUGUUAUAUCAUGUUACGUAUCCUGUUUUAGUAGUUGAUAUAUUUUACUGCAAGUUUUACUUUUUAUUUUUAUGUACCAUGGAGAUUUCAAAUUCUAUCAGACUGACUAGUUGCAUAUAGGAAGUGUUUAAUGUUGUUCAACUCAAAUUAGAGGCUGGAACUUGGUUUGUAAAUACUUGUUGUUGUAAUGUACACAGUGGCAGAACACUGAUUUUACACCGUAUCUUGUUGGGAAAAUAAUGUUUUUCAUUUUACUUGAUUGAAAGGGGAAGUUGAA
Salmo salar (Atlantic salmon) is the source of this 5080-nucleotide messenger RNA. RefSeq names its product activin receptor type-2B. Gene Ontology annotation, biological process: cellular response to growth factor stimulus; protein phosphorylation; activin receptor signaling pathway. Lineage: Eukaryota; Metazoa; Chordata; Actinopteri; Salmoniformes; Salmonidae. The record is from RefSeq and is a predicted model, not a curated record. Gene Ontology annotation, molecular function: activin receptor activity; ATP binding; activin binding. Gene Ontology annotation, cellular component: activin receptor complex; plasma membrane.